AUGGAUUUCACUUUCUUCGCCAUAGUUUUGUUACUUGCACAAGGGGCAACAGCAGAUGUUGAAAGGACCAGGGGGGGCGUUAUAGGGGCGAUAGUAGAUAACAGCUCUCGCUUCGGCAAGGAGCAGAAACUGGCGAUGGAGAUGGCGACCGAGGAUGUUUAUUACGACAAGACAGGCCAAAGUUGUGGUUUGCACAUGAACACUUCUCAAAGGGAACCUUAUCAAACAGUUGUUGCAGCUUGUGAUCAUGUUGAACAACUCCAUAUGCUGUUCCACCACAUAAAAUCAGUUGGGAGAGAAGAAGAGAGAGAAUUGGGGAUUAUUAACCCAGGAGUUAUUAAGUUCGGUAGCAGAAAGUAUUACAGAUAUAUUGGUUCUCUUACAGUUCCUCCAUGCACUGAGGGCGUCAUUUGGACAAUAGUCAAGAAGGUGAGGACGGUUUCAAGGGAGCAAGUGCAUGCCUUAAGGGAAGCCGUUCAUGAUGGAUUUGAAGAAAAUGCAAGGCCAACUCAACAGUCAGGUGGAAUAGGAGUUGAGUUUUAUACUCCAAGGGAGAAUGGAGGUUCUACUUAGGCUUCCAUAAUUUGA
Molecule: messenger RNA, 588 nt
Organism: Corylus avellana
Lineage: Eukaryota; Viridiplantae; Streptophyta; Magnoliopsida; Fagales; Betulaceae
Source: RefSeq, a predicted model, not a curated record